This is a messenger RNA of Mesitornis unicolor (brown roatelo), 823 nucleotides long. RefSeq names its product nucleosome-remodeling factor subunit BPTF-like. The transcript has a single exon. The record is from RefSeq and is a predicted model, not a curated record. Gene Ontology annotation, molecular function: RNA polymerase II cis-regulatory region sequence-specific DNA binding. Gene Ontology annotation, biological process: regulation of transcription by RNA polymerase II. Gene Ontology annotation, cellular component: NURF complex. Lineage: Eukaryota; Metazoa; Chordata; Aves; Mesitornithiformes; Mesitornithidae. The annotation marks the transcript as partial.
GUAGGAGAAGACAAAGAGUGCAUCGUCCCCGUUCUCCAAUAUUGGAAGAAAAAGAUAUCCCACCCUUGGAGUUUCCUAAAUCCUCAGAGGACUUAAUGGUGCCUAGUGAGCAUAUAAUGAAUGUUAUUGCCAUCUAUGAGGUACUAAGGAACUUUGGCACUGUUUUACGCCUCUCUCCUUUUCGUUUUGAGGACUUCUGUGCUGCUCUGGUAAGUCAAGAGCAGUGCACACUUAUGGCAGAGAUGCAUAUAGUGCUUUUGAAAGCAGUUUUACGUGAAGAAGACACUUCAAAUACUACCUUUGGACCUGCUGACCUCAAAGAUAGCGUUAAUUCCACUUUGUAUUUCAUAGAUGGAAUGACGUGGCCAGAGGUUCUGCGGGUUUAUUGUGAGAGUGACAAGGAAUACCAUCAUGUUCUUCCUUACCAAGAGACAGAGGACUAUCCUUAUGGACCAGUAGAGAAUAAAAUCAAAGUUCUGCAGUUUUUAGUGGAUCAGUUUCUUACAACAAACAUUGCACGUGAAGAGUUAAUGUCAGAAGGUGUUAUUCAGUAUGAUGAUCAUUGUAGGGUUUGUCACAAACUUGGGGAUUUGCUUUGCUGUGAAACUUGCUCAGCCGUGUACCACUUGGAGUGCGUGAAACCACCUCUUGAGGAGGUACCAGAAGAUGAAUGGCAGUGCGAGGUCUGCGUAGCACAUAAGGUGCCUGGAGUAACUGACUGUGUUGCUGAAAUCCAAAAAAAUAAACCAUACAUUCGACAUGAACCUAUUGGAUACGACAGGCAUAGGCGAAAAUACUGGUUCCUGAACAGAAGAAUCAUUAU